AUGAACCGAAUGUCUGGCCAACGCCUCAAGCCUAUAUCCGAGGAAAUUACUCCUGCAGACCAUCGAAUUUUAUCCUAUGGGGGUACAUCUUCCAACCUUGAGAGGCUCCCGUCCCGAUUGCAGCGUGCAAAGCGAACAUCGCCAGAUUCCAAGACCCAGUGGGAAGAAUAUGCGUAUGAGAUGAGCUAUCUCAAAGCAGAGCUGCAAUGGCAUAAAGAAACAAAGCAGAUACUCCUACAGCUCCAAGAGGACAUCUUUGGUGUUUUCAGUUCUCUGGAAGACGCCCUUGUUCGGGCAACUACACGUCUGAAUGAGUCCGAGCAGGAUUACUUAAUGCUUUGGGAGUCUAGCUCAAGGUAUGAGAUUGGAGACCGCAUUUGA
Messenger RNA from Penicillium daleae, 381 nucleotides. RefSeq lists its product as uncharacterized. NCBI's taxonomy places the organism in Eukaryota, Fungi, Ascomycota, Eurotiomycetes, Eurotiales, Aspergillaceae. Bases 1 to 381 code for a protein of 126 amino acids. The transcript has a single exon. The record is from RefSeq and is a predicted model, not a curated record.